Molecule: messenger RNA, 2605 nt
Organism: Manis pentadactyla (Chinese pangolin)
Lineage: Eukaryota; Metazoa; Chordata; Mammalia; Pholidota; Manidae
Gene: UBE2D3
Product: ubiquitin conjugating enzyme E2 D3
Exons: 7
Coding region: 733-1176 (147 amino acids)
Biological process (GO): ubiquitin-dependent protein catabolic process; protein K11-linked ubiquitination
Cellular component (GO): nucleus
Molecular function (GO): ubiquitin conjugating enzyme activity
Source: RefSeq, a predicted model, not a curated record
GGAGGGGAAUGGGCGCGUCCUCGUGCCGGAGCCGGGGCCGCUGGGACAGCCUCGGCGCGCGGCGGCUGUGGCAGGGCGGGCGCGUGCGGGAGCGCGCUGGAAGGCGGAGUGUACGGUGGCGUCCGGGGCGCCACAGAAUAGGUCUAGCUGCGGGGACAGUCACGCACAUCAGGCCUCUCCUUUAUUUCCUUCCUCUCCCCGGCCGCAUCUUUGAGCAGAAAGCGAAAGAAGUCCGGAGUCUCUUGUUCCCCCUCCCCCUAGCCUUUCUUUGCCCUAGUGACGCCGGCAUAGCGCCGACUAGGCCCCGGCUCCUCCUCUGCCGGGCUCCGGACCCUGCCCCUCACCCACCCCUUUCUCCUCCGCCUCUUCCUCCCACCCCGGUCUCUUCCUUUCGGGAGGCCGGGAAGUCGAACUUGUAGCCCCCCCUUCGCUCUUCCAGUCACCCUCGCCCCCUCUUCGGGCUGAAGCACAGCAUAGAGGCUGUUGGUGGCUUUGCCACGCCACCCCACCCACCCCGGAUCGCGACCGAUUUAAGGGACCUGGAUUCAUCAGGGUCUCUCCGGGGCCUAUGCGAGUGCUGAUCUGCUCCGUUUUUGCAAAAGGCGCCUGUGUCUGGCAGAGCCGGUGUGAGACGAAGAGACGGUCCUUCCCUGCCGCCCGGAUAAUCAAGAGUUUUGGCCGGACCCUUGAGCACAACACCGAGACAGAGAAGCCAGACGAAAAGCACAGACUAUGGCGCUGAAACGGAUUAAUAAGGAACUUAGUGAUUUGGCCCGUGACCCUCCAGCACAAUGUUCUGCAGGUCCAGUUGGGGAUGAUAUGUUUCAUUGGCAAGCCACAAUUAUGGGACCUAAUGACAGCCCAUAUCAAGGCGGUGUAUUCUUUUUGACAAUUCAUUUUCCUACAGACUACCCCUUCAAACCACCUAAGGUUGCAUUUACAACAAGAAUUUAUCAUCCAAAUAUUAACAGUAAUGGCAGCAUUUGUCUCGAUAUUCUAAGAUCACAGUGGUCUCCUGCUUUAACUAUUUCUAAAGUUCUUUUAUCCAUUUGUUCACUGCUAUGUGAUCCAAACCCAGAUGACCCCCUAGUGCCAGAGAUUGCACGGAUCUAUAAGACAGACAGAGAUAAGUACAACAGAAUAUCUCGGGAAUGGACUCAGAAGUAUGCCAUGUGAUGCUACCUUAAAGUCAGAAUAACCUGCAUUAUAGCUGGAAUAAACUUUAAAUUACUGUUCCUUUUUUGAUUUUCUUAUCCGGCUGCUCCCCUAUCAGACCUCAUCUUUUUUAAUUUUAUUUUUUGUUUACCUCCCUCCAUUCAUUCACAUGCUCAUCUGAGAAGACUUACUAAGUUCUUCCAGCUUUGGACAAUAACUGCUUUUAGAAACUGUAAAGUAGUUACAAGAGAACAGUUGCCCAAGAUUCAGAAUUUUUUAAAAAAAUGGAGCAUGUGUAUUAUGUGGCCAAUGUCUUCACUCUUAACUUGGUUAUGAGACUAAAUCCAUUCCUCACUGCUCUAACAUGCUGAAGAACUCACCUGAGGGGGAGGGAGAUGGAUGCUCUGUUGUCACAUCAAAGGAAGCAGCAUUACUCUAGCAUCCAUUCUUGUUUAAGCCUUCCACUGUUAGAGAUUUGAGGUUACGUGAUAUACUUUAUGCUCAUAACUGAUGUGGCUGGAGAAUUGGUAUUGAAUUUAUAGCAUCAGCAGAACAGAAAAUGUGAUGUAUCUUAUGCAUGUCAAUAAAGGAAUGACCUGUUCUUGUUCUACAGAGAAUGGAAAUUGGAAGUCAAACACCCUUUGUAUUCCAAAAUAGGGUCUCAAAACAUUUUGUAAUUUUCAUUUAAAUUGUUAGGAGGCUUGGAGCUAUUAGUUAAUCUAUCUUCCAAUACACUGUUUAAUAUAGCACUGAAUAAAUGAUGCAAGUUGUCAAUGGAUGAGUGAUCAACUAAUAGCUCUGCUAGUAAUUGAUUUAUUUUUCUUCAAUAAAGUUGCAUAAACCAAUGAGUUAGCUGCCUGAAUUAAUCAGUAUGGGAAACAAUCUUUUGUAAAUGCAAAGCUGUUUUUGUAUAUACUGUUGGGAUUUGCUUCAUUGUUUGACAUCAAAUGAUGAUGUAAAGUUCAAAAGAGUGAAUAUUUUGCCAUGUUCAGUUAAAAGUGCACAGUCUGUUACAGGUUGACACAUUGAUUGACCUGAUUUAUGCAGAAUUAAUAAGCUAUUCAAAUAGUGUAGCUUUAGUAUGCUGCACAUGAUACUGGCAGCCCUGGAGUUCAUAGGUGGACUUGGGACCCAGCAGUUUUGAAACAUGUAAUACGGAGUUUAAGAAAUUUAUUUUCCAGGUGCAACCCCCGUCUAACUAAAUUUUUUCUUUGCCUUGUACACUUGACAGCUGGAAAAACCAUAACAUGGGAGUAAUGGUCAAAUUUACAAAAUAAAGUACUGUUUUGGUGUGGGAGUUGUCAUGAGGCUGUGUUGAAGUGACUUAACUGUGGGAUAUUGAGUAUCCAUUGAAAUGGAUUUGUUCAACCAUAUACAUUAAUGAGCAUUUAAAUGCAACAGAUAUCAUUUCAGGUGACAACAUGAAUGAAUAAAAGUCAAUGCUAUUGGA